AUGAUGCAUGCUCGGCUUGUUUCGUGCAACAAGAUACUAUCCGAAAUUCAACAGGAAGAAUCUCGGGAUCUUCGGAUGGCCAAGAUUGUCACCUCUGUGAAGAUAUCUGACGUAUAUGACUUUGACGGACGAAUACUGGGGACAGGAGUGUCGGGCUCAGUACGUAGCAUUACUAAUAGGAGGACGGGUCAGCAGUCUGCCUUGAAGAAGCUCCCAACUUGGAACCUCAGCAAGAAGAAAUACGAUCAACUGUAUAAUGAAGUUGCAAUUUUCCUCCGACUUGACCACCCAAACAUCGUCCGUCUUCGCGAGGUCUACGAGGAUCGGGAAUCAGCGUCUCGAUGGUCGAGAACGUUUUUGUACAUGGUGAUGGAGAAAUGCUCAGGUGGGGAGCUUUUCGAUCGAUUAAAAGACGUCCAAAGGUUCAGCGAGGCUGACGCUGCCGGGCUAGUGAAGCAGAUGUUCAGCGCUGUGAACUACUGUCAUGAGCAUAAUAUUUGUCAUCGCGAUCUCAAGCUCGAGAAUUGGAUGUUCCUGGACAAGUCUCCCAACUCACCAUUGAAGCUGAUUGACUUUGGUUUCUCACAGAGGUUCACUUCGGGUGUACCUCUCACCAGAGUGUGUGGUACCUGUUUUUACGUUGCACCGGAAGUGUUGAAAGGCACUCAUGAUCAGAAGUGUGACAUAUGGAGUCUAGGAGUGAUCACCUAUAUGCUCCUUAGUGGCAUGCCACCCUUCACGGGAAGGGAUGAGCAAGCUAUCUUACGCAGUGUUCGUGCGGCGAAGUACAGCUUUUCCGCGUCAGUGUGGGACGAUGUGAGUCAGGAAGCUAAAGAGUUCAUCAUGAGGCUCCUUACUAAGGACCCUGCGAGGAGGCCAUCAUGCAAGGAGGCCCUCCAGGACCCAUGGCUGCGGAAAACCUGGAGAGGAGAUCAGGAACCUUCCCUUGAUACAUCUGUGCUGACCAACCUGUAUCAUUUUGCCGCUGCUGGAGUUAUGAAGCGAGCGGCGCUCGGGCUCAUUGCCAUGACCAUGAGCACACCACAAGUUCGCCAGUUGGAGGAGCAAUUCCGUGUGCUGGAUAAGGACGGCAACGGUGUCAUAACUCUGGAAGAGCUCACGACCGCGCUCACCGAGAAGCUCAAUAUGACGAGGGAGGAAGCCCGGACAGUAUUCUCCAAGUUGGACGUGACAGGCAAUCACGAGAUACAUUAUUCUGAGUUUCUCGCGGCUUCCCUCGAACUGCACAUAGCUGACAACGAGUCCCUUAUCCUGGACGCUUUUAGGAAGAUGGAUAGAGACGGCUCUGGUGGGUGUCGGUCGAUAUCGCUGGAGAAUCUCCGGACAAUUCUCGGGGAAGACUAUAUGGGUACUCGAAUAGAAGAGAUUAUCAAGGAGUGCGAUAUCAACGGCGAUGGACAGAUACAGUACGAGGAGUUCGUGGCACUCGUCACUGACGGUCGAGGAUUUGACUCUGCGUCAGAGUCGUCCAGUCCUCGACAAAGGGGACAUUCACUAGAGAAGGAGAUGAAGACGUUGGAGCGUCUUGGCACAAUCGUGGACUCCGAGACGGAUGGGGAGGGUCCGUUGCAGUUGGAAAAGGGCUAA
Perkinsus marinus ATCC 50983 is the source of this 1608-nucleotide messenger RNA. RefSeq names its product calcium-dependent protein kinase 1, putative. The record is from RefSeq and is a predicted model, not a curated record. Gene Ontology annotation, cellular component: nucleus; cytoplasm. Lineage: Eukaryota; Perkinsozoa; Perkinsida; Perkinsidae. The transcript has 15 exons. Gene Ontology annotation, molecular function: calmodulin binding; calcium-dependent protein serine/threonine kinase activity; ATP binding. Gene Ontology annotation, biological process: intracellular signal transduction; peptidyl-serine phosphorylation; protein autophosphorylation. The coding region runs from base 1 to 1608 and encodes 535 amino acids.